Labeo rohita (rohu) is the source of this 2265-nucleotide messenger RNA. RefSeq names its product coiled-coil domain containing 153 (gene drc12). The record is from RefSeq and is a predicted model, not a curated record. Lineage: Eukaryota; Metazoa; Chordata; Actinopteri; Cypriniformes; Cyprinidae. The coding region runs from base 384 to 992 and encodes 202 amino acids. The transcript is spliced from 8 exons.
UCUUGCACUACCAAUAAUGAUAAUAAAAAAAACAAAGUCUUCCUUUACAUGCACCUCAAAACGUACUAAAUUAAACACCAUAUUUAGCAUCGAAGUAUCAACAGGAUAAGUUUCAAAUGAACCCCCUGUGACAGAUGCACAGUUUCGCUCAUGUAUCAGUGUGAACAUCACAGGAAGUGUGAGGUCAGUAACCACAACUUUUUUCCAUGAACUGCAGCUUUAACUUUUGUAUUGUGAGGCAGCAAAUUCAACAAAAGAAAACCACUCCGGUAGACAGAUGUUCGCAUAAACGUUUUAAGUUUUAAAGUUUUACAAGACAAGCAGGCGGCUCUGUAUACACAAUACAGACACAAUGAAACUUUUGCUUCUGGAAUCUUUACACCAUGCCACCAAAGAAGAAAGGGAAAGGAAACAGCAAAAAGGAAAAGUCCAAAAAGAGCACACCAGAAAAAGAUGAUGGACUUGCAGAGAAGUAUCGGAGAAGUGCCUUAGACGUUGCUGUUUUAAAAGAACAUCUUGCUCUGAGGACUAGUAUAACGCGUCAGGCCACUGCAGUGAGAGAUGACUUGAAAAGUCAAAUCAGAGAUCUGGAGCAGGUGCUCAGUCAGGAACGAUCAGACAUGAAGGACAUCACUGCAGAUCUCAACCGUCAGUAUAAGUCUAUGGAAACAGACCUGCAGGCUAAAGUGAACGGGCUUGAAGUGAGUGUAGACUUGCUUGAAACGCAGCUCGCCGAAUGUCAGGUUAAAUUAAAAUCAGAAAGAGAGCAACGAGAGAAGACAGAAGCAGAAAAAGAUGCCAUCAUUUCUGACCUCCAAAGCAAACUGAACAGUAUGGAGAGAGAGUGUGAGAGAAUCCUGCAUGGCUGUCUGGAUAGUUUGCUCUCUCACCUGGCUGAGACGCGACUGCAGUGGGAAGAACAGAGUACAGUCAUUCAUCAGGAAGUCAAGGACACGCUCAGUGACUUUGGGAUAAACCCGCAUCACAUAUGAGAACGGCUUCAGUUGAGCGCUGUGAACAGAACAGGACCAAGAUAUCUGACCUUUGACAUUAAAAGCAGCAAAUCUUUCUGAAGGAUCAUGUGACACUGAAGUCUGGAGUAAUGGCUGCUGAAAAUUCAGCUUUGCCAUCACAGGAAUAAAAUUUAAAAAUACAUUUAAAUAGAAAAAGUCAUUUUAACUUGUCACUAUAUUUUACAGCAAACUGUUUUACUGUAUUUUGAUUAAGUAAAUACAGCCUUGGUGAGAAUAAGAGACUUUCAACUCUCUGGAUAAUCUUUCUGACUAACUGAAGAUAUAUAUAGAUAUAUUUAGUCUUCCGACGCUGGCUUGUACCGAUAUCAACUUGAACUGAGGUCUAAGUGUUGAUCUGAAAGUUGAUCUGAAAACAUGGUCCUAAUUAUCACUUCACCAUAAAAAGGUCAAGCUGACUUUAAUUGAAAUUAGUGACUUUUAAAAUUAGUUUCAAAUGGGGAAAAAAAUACAUGUGAAGGUCGAGGUUGUCUUGAGUUUCUAAAAAGAAAACUCAAGUCAUCUGAUUUUACAGUUGAUUUAUCCUAUAAAAAGUGAACACUGUUUACAUUUUGAAUUAUGAAACAUAAUGGACAGUUGGACAAUUUUACCAUACCUGAUAUUAGCGUAUUUUGAUGAAGCAGUUUAAACAUUGUAUUAAUAAGCCAUCUUGUGUUUGGACCUAAAUUUCCAUGUAAACAAUUCACUCAUACGGAACUGUCCUUCAAAUGAAUCCUAAAUGAAUUUCCAUGAUCCAAACCGUUUACAUCAGACUGUGCAGUUUUUCCUGUCUACAGCAGGUGUCUCUGUUGUUCUAUUUUUUUUUUUUUAUCGCUCUUCCAAUUUGCAAAGCGUUUUCACGUUUCAAAUCCAAAAUUAUUUUACUAAAAUAACGUAAUAUCCCUUUUAUGAUUUAUUCAUCUCCCUAUAGAAAGUGUAGGAUGUUUACCUGUUGUGUUCUACUUAGUACGAGUCCAAGAGUAAUGCUCUAAUGCCCCUGACAGACGCCAGCUGUUGAUUUAUGGAUGUGAGAUUCCUCAGGAGAACUGACUGUCUGGAAUAAGCUCUACAAACAUUAUCUCAGUACAAAAAAAAUCUCGAUUACACAGAUUCUUGUGUUUAUGCGGUUACAUGUUAAAUAACUGACAUUGUCAUAAUUUUUCAUUCAUGGAAAGUUCAUGACUACAGUGACAUUUUUGAUGCGCAGCAGUCUGUGAUAAACAAUGUCUGCAAAUCUGAAUAAAUGGAAAGCCGA